Molecule: messenger RNA, 2430 nt
Organism: Mollisia scopiformis
Lineage: Eukaryota; Fungi; Ascomycota; Leotiomycetes; Helotiales; Mollisiaceae
Product: Vps5-domain-containing protein
Exons: 6
Coding region: 182-2020 (612 amino acids)
Biological process (GO): protein retention in Golgi apparatus; retrograde transport, endosome to Golgi
Cellular component (GO): endosome
Molecular function (GO): phosphatidylinositol binding
Source: RefSeq, a predicted model, not a curated record
AAUUAUUCUAUCGUGAAUGUAAUGAUACUUUUGUUCACUCAUAUUUUGAAGUGUCACUUCGUAUCAGAAUAAUUCUUUCCUUCUUCCCCAGAAAACUCCCUUCGUCGUAAUCCCUGAACUUGGUUGCCUCAUAGCAAAUCUCGGCAUCAGACGCCGCACGACGUACAUUAGAUCCUCCGCCAUGCCGAUCCCAGACUACGCAGCGACAGCUCCAGACUUUCAGAGCUCGUCAACUCCCAACUACCUAUCGCUCUCUAUCGCAACUAUGGAUUUGGAAGAUGCAGGUGAUUCGCCAUGGGGUGAUGUCCCAUCAAGUGCGCCGACAUCCAACGCCAAAUCUCCAGAAGCUCCGGGAUUCCAGGAAUCAACAGAAGCUUCCAAACCAGAGCAAUCGCAAUCCCUUGAGGCUCCUUCGACCCAAACUCUCAAAUCACCUGCUGGACGAAACCCGCGAACUCCCAGACGACCAGGCACACAACCAGUGCGACUUCAAGCUUUGGACGACGAUCUGGGACCUUUAGGACCUCUGGGAGAUAAUGCGCCAGUACCGCAGAUUGAUCAACCUCCUGCGCCGCCGCAGAAAGAGCAGGUGGUAACACACAAUAUCAGGCAGCCGCUAGCUUCUGCGCAGAGCUCAAUGAGAGGAAGCAUGCUGGAUUCUGUUGAUUUGAGUGAUGAUGCUGCGCCGACUACUGGUCCAAGAAUACCACCUCCGGUUCAACCCGCUCAAGCAGCUCCUGUCAGGAGAGAUACCCAGCCGAGUGUGAGCAUUGAGCAAGCUGCAAAGCCUUCAUUCGACAUCUCGGUUGGGGAUCCGCAUAAGGUUGGAGAUCUAACGAGUUCGCAUAUUGUGUAUCUUGUCAAGACGAAGACAUCUUCGAAAGCCUAUAGACAGCCUGAAUUUGCAGUAUCGAGAAGAUACAGAGACUUCCUUUGGCUUUACAAUACCUUACAUGGGAACAAUCCUGGUGUUGUCGUUCCACCACCACCUGAGAAGCAAGCUGUUGGUCGAUUCGAUUCGAAUUUCGUUGAGUCCAGGAGAGCGGCUUUGGAGCGGAUGCUGAAUAAAAUAGCUGCUCAUCCCACACUACAGCAUGACGCCGACUUAAAAUUGUUCCUGGAGAGCGAGGCUUUCAAUGUUGAUGUCAAGCACAAGGAACGCAAAGAGCCCUUACCAGAAAGUAAGGGUAUGUUUAGUGGAUUGGGGAUAUCUGUUGGUGGGGGUGGCAAGUUCGUAGAGCAAGAUGAUUGGUUUCACGAGCGAAGAGUCUACUUAGAUGCCCUUGAGAACCAGCUCAAAGCUCUGCUGAAGGCCAUGGAUACCGUUGUAACCCAGCGCAAAGGAAUGUCCGAAGCUGCAGGCGACUUUUCUGCUUCGCUACACGCACUUUCCACCGUCGAACUCUCAGCUUCCUUGUCCGGACCACUUGAAGGACUUUCAGACCUUCAGAUUCGAAUUAAAGAGCUGUAUGAUCGUCAAGCACAACAAGAUGUUUUGACUCUUGGAAUCACGAUUGACGAGUACAUUCGAUUAAUUGGCAGUAUCAAGACAGCCUUCGGUUCUCGCCAAAAAGCUUACUAUGCAUGGUCCAGUGCAGAGCAGGAGAUGCAGAAGCGAAAAUCUACUCAAGAGAAGCUUCUGCGACAGGGCAAGACACAACAAGAUCGCCUGACCCAGAUUCAAGGCGAGGUAGCUGAUGCUGAACGAAAGGUGCAUCAAGCGAGACUGUUGUUUGAGGAUAUGGGCCGAUUGAUGAGAGUGGAGCUUGAGAGAUUUGAGCGUGAAAAGGUUGAAGAUUUCAAGAGUGCGGUCGAGACAUUCUUAGAGAGUGCUGUCGAGGCUCAAAAGGAGCUCAUCGAAAUCUGGGAAACCUUCUUGAUGCAGAUUGACGCCGAGGAAGAUGAUAAUGCAUUCUAUAAGCCAACUGUCGAGCCAGCUGCCCGUGCGAGCAACGAAUCAGCUCAACAAUCACAAGCAGCUGCAACCAUAACAGCAGAGGAUGACGAUGAUGACGAUUAAUCCAUUCAACGGAGGGGUAACUUUCAUGAAUAGCAGUUCGGCAUAAGUUUUGAUGGGAGAAAUGAUUAUCAGCUGAUGAUUUGGGGUAUACCCUUCAGCUGCUUGCGGUUUAGUAGUUGUACAUAGUACAAUCCCAUUUCUGGACCCAACGCCGUUGUUUAUGCCUCUAUGCAUCUCCAUAUACACCUGUGUUCUGUACAUAUUGUAUACACCACCAGAAGUGCGUCGACUAUUCCCAUACCCCAUUUUGUACAACUCCAAUUGCCCUAUUCUGGCCAUGGUGGUCGCCUUCUCCAAUCCAACGUUCAUCCAUAUUCACACAUGACCGAAUUCCCACCUCAUUUCUUGCCCUUCUUCCCCUUCGUUUGUGACGCCAUCUCCUUGCUCCCUGGUUUACUGUACGUUCCCCC